Messenger RNA from Talaromyces stipitatus ATCC 10500, 1855 nucleotides. RefSeq lists its product as uncharacterized. Gene Ontology annotation, cellular component: telomerase holoenzyme complex. The transcript is spliced from 3 exons. Gene Ontology annotation, molecular function: telomeric repeat DNA binding; protein binding; telomerase RNA binding. Gene Ontology annotation, biological process: nuclear-transcribed mRNA catabolic process, nonsense-mediated decay. The record is from RefSeq and is a predicted model, not a curated record. Bases 1 to 1650 code for a protein of 549 amino acids. NCBI's taxonomy places the organism in Eukaryota, Fungi, Ascomycota, Eurotiomycetes, Eurotiales, Trichocomaceae.
AUGGCGCCCGAGACACAUCCAAUGACUGAAGAACAACUAGUCCAUGAAGUGGAAGCUAUCUAUGCAGGUCUAGUGAUCGUCGAAAUUGGAUGUAUUCGUACUGUCAAGAAACUAUACAAUGAACCAGAAGAACUCACUGUGCUGCAAUGGCAGGACCUGACUGCGGAGCACCGUGUGCUGCUCCAUCAGCAUUUUGAUUUCUUUCUGGCUUCAAGUCAUCCGGUUGCAAACAAGUCAUUAAAAACACUGGCCAAUACCUACUCCAUGCCAACAAGAUUGUGGCGACAUGGUAUUCAUUCGUUCUUGGAACUCUUGCGAAAGAAAUUGCCCUCGUCACUUGGCCAUAUGCAUGAAUUUAUUAACAUAGCAUAUAAAAACAUUACUUCACUAUUGGAGAGCGUCCCUGAUUAUAAAGAAACAUGGAUUGAAUGUCUCGGAGAUCUGGCACGCUACCGGAUGGCCAUAGAAGAGAAGGACAUGGGCCAGCGAGAAUUAUAUACCAGGAUUGCUAGGUACUGGUAUACCAAGGCUGCCGAUCUCAAUCCCGAUGUUGGAAGGGUUCAGCAUCAUUUAGCAGUACUCGCACGACCAAAUCUAUUGCAGCAGUUGUUUUACUACACUAAGGCUCUGACCAGCGUUCAGCCUUUUACUGAAGCGCGGAAAAGCAUCUUGUUGCUUUUCGGGCCUCUCCUAGAUCCCGCAAAAGCCGCAACAAAAUACUCCGAACACUAUCCGCGAGCUUUGACUGUUUUUGUGGAAGCACAUGGUGUUUUAUUCACGAGAAAUGAUGCUUUUACCUUUCUGAGACUGGCUGAGAAAUUCUUAUCAGAACUUGAUAAACACGCUAGGCUCGUGGGUCCGUUGUUUAGAGAACAAGGGGUAUACAUAACAGCUUCUAACUACGCUGCGAUCUUUGAUUAUGGCCAUGACGAUGCAAAGAUCCCAUCCAUGUUCAACCAGGAUGGACUCAUUCAGACAGGAACAUUCGAGAUACUGGAGCAAGCAUGCAAAUACCGGCAAAACCCUGCUUGUGUCCAGGUUGGAAUCGAGCAUCGAGUUGAUGGAAUAAGUUCCAGCGAGCAGGUAGCCUCCAUGGCGUCUCAUUUUGCAUUCGCCACUCUCAAUGUUCUACUCGAUCGUUCGGAGGAUAGGAAUAUAUUGCCAAGUGUGCACGUCUCUCUGGCUUUUCUAUGGUGUAUGGCAAUGGUACCGGAGAGCAUGACCCGAAUUCAAGCGGACGUGCCCUGGGAACGGCUUGCAACGUAUCUAAAUACGCUGAUCAACCCGGAUACUGAUAUGGCUGGAAUUGAGAAUGGAGAGUUCCCGGCACAGGAAUCAGGGUUACGGCAACUACCGGAGGAUUUCCUGAUUCAUGGUCUUUCCUGGAGUAGAAUGUACUAUCCACUAGACUUCUUCUCUGACAUGGCCGAGGACGAUGAGCGGUCGAUCGAACUUCCAUCUGUAAUGGUUCCACGGACAAAACGAUGUUUGUGGUUGGCAAGUAAGAUAGCAAAGUUCAACUGCUGGCUAGUCUAUAACGCCAAGGACUGCAGGUUUUGCGCAACUAAAUUUGCACACGACCUCGCCACGCUAUCACAGAAGUAUCAAAUUAUUAGACGUACAGAUAGUAUCAUCUCUUCAAGCAUUUAAGGUUGAUAAUUUUAUUGGUUCAUUUAAUAUGACAAUUUUAUUCUCUGUUUUGGUCUAGCGUUAUGAGCUAUCCAUAGUUUGCAUUCUAUAUUCGAAUGUCUCCGCAUUUCUUUCCAUUACUUAUGAGACAUCUCCUCUCCCCCAUAAAUAGUUUUACCCUAGCAGGCUAACCCAACAUUCAAAUUCCAAGAACACAAUAGCGACC